AUGGCAAAAAUCGAGGACCAAUCAAAACGUUCUCUGGAAGACUGGGAGGCAAAGCUGGCCAAAUUGCAACAAUCCGUACUCUCCAUGCAAGAGCAACAUGACAAAGAAAUGAAUGCGCUAAAAGAAGAUCUCAAGAGCCGACACAGCCAACCAGAAUCACGUCCGGAACAAAAGACACCACAAUCCACACAACAAAAAUAUUCAGCAAAGAAAACAACAACAACACCAACAGAAUCGAUAAAGGACGUGCCUGUCGACUAUCAUGCCAUGUUGGCAACCUACGAAAGAACCACAUCAUCACCCUAUGCCUAUGUCUUUAUGAUGUGGGGCAUCAGUCCCAUCAAUGCAAAAGCGCUCGGCUGGAGGCCCUAUCUUGCCAAUAUGUUGAUCUCGGCCAAACUACUACGCGCCCAUGGUUCCACAGCCGAUAUGAUUGCCGUGUUUCGCAUGGAUACCAAUGUGAUUGAUAUGACCCUCCCAUUGUAUGAUGAAGAACUGCUGCGCUCCAUGAAUAUUUCCAUUCGCUAUUUGCCCCAGGAAACACCCGAUUUCAACACGCGAAGGGGCAGUUCCUUCUUUCACAAGUUUUACACCUUUGGCAUGACCGAAUACCGACGAAUUAUCUUUCUGGAUGGGGAUCUCCUGCCGUUGACCAAUUUGGAUUACAUGUUUGAACUCACCGAUGGACCCAAUGCCAUUCUCAAACCAAAUGUGAUACUAGCAGGCAUCAUGGAGCCUUGCAAUACUGGUUUCUUUGUUGUGGAACCCAGUAAAGAGGCAUACAAUCAAGUGCAGCACAUUAUUCGAUCCAACUGGGAAACAGCGGGCUACGAAAAGAAAUUUGACAUGGUGAAUGGCUGGGGACACCCCUUUCUGGAUGGAGAUCACUGGGAAGACAAUUUGAAACAAGGCGACCGGUGGGAAUUUUUGCAUUCCUGGUCGGACCAAGGACUCCAUUACCACAUGACAAAAUACGUGAUGCAAAAUGUCACACAAAUCCUGUCUCGGAAAAUUAUCCAUUUUGGGCGUGGCCCCGAUGGAUCCACCAUUGAAGAACAAGUGAUCCCAGUGACAUCACGAGGAAUGAGUCCUCUCAAAAAUUUCUCCAAAGUCCACUACCGCUUCUUUCCAUGGUUCUGCAAAAAAUGGACCGGAGCCAACGCAGCGGACAAGGACACUCCAUAUCCAGGAUGUGUUACUCCAUACUCGGAUUUUGAGCACUUUUCGGGGAAACGAAAAGUCUGGAAGAUUGACGUGCCAGCGGAUCUAUGGGUUCAUAUGCCCAAACAGCCACAAUCAUCCAUAUAUUUGUGGUACCAGGAAUUGUAUAGGCUCAAGAAAGAUGAUGGCUUGGACAUUCAACUUCUCCUUGAAGCUAUUGACCCAGAGUAUGAUUGGAACAAAGUCGUUCUUGCAGGACCUCCAGCAGUGGAGGAGGGUGCGUAA
Molecule: messenger RNA, 1446 nt
Organism: Seminavis robusta
Lineage: Eukaryota; Bacillariophyta; Bacillariophyceae; Naviculales; Naviculaceae
Source: the annotation of a GenBank genome assembly